AUGACAGACCAUGUGGAUGUCCCCGACACAAAGAAGGCCUUCGUGCCCCUCGGUACACACCCCUCCCAAAAGCAUCAAGUCGAAUUACUCAGUAUACUAACAUCCCCUCCCCCUUCCCCAGAAAACAACCCAGAAGUCAUGUCCCACCUCGUUCACCAACUAGGUCUACCCCCCACCCUCGGCUUCAUCGACGUCUACUCCAUCGACGAACCAGAUCUCCUCGCCUUCGUCCCGCGACCCUCCCACGCCCUCCUCCUCGUCUUCCCCGUCUCCCCCACCUACGAAGCCUCCCGCAUCGCCGAAGAUAAACCCCUACCCGAAUACACAGGCUCCGGACCCACAGAGCCCGUCAUGUGGUUCAAGCAGACGAUCCGCAACGCCUGCGGGCUCAUCGGCCUCCUGCACGCCGUCGCCAACGGCGAGCCGCGCAAGCACAUCACCCCAGGCUCGGACCUAGACUCGCUGCUGCGGGAGGCGGAGCCGCUGGCGCCCGUCGCGAGAGCGGAUCUGCUGUAUGAGAGCAAGGCGUUGGAGAGCGCGCAUGCGGAUGCGGCGCGGCUGGGGGACACGGCGGCGCCGCAGGCGGAGGAUAAUGUCGACCUACACUUUGUGGCGUUUGUGAAGGGGGCGGAUGGGCGGUUGUGGGAGCUAGAUGGGCGGAGGAAGGGGCCCUUGGAGAGGGGGGUGUUGGCGGCGGAUGAGGAUGCGUUGAGUGAGAAGGCGUUGGAUUUGGGGGUUAGGAGGUUCUUGAAGACGGAGGCUGCCGGAGGGAAUCCGGAUUUGAGGUUUAGUUUGGUCAGUCUGGGGCCUUCGUUUGAGUAG
Messenger RNA from Aspergillus clavatus NRRL 1, 822 nucleotides. RefSeq names its product ubiquitin carboxyl-terminal hydrolase. Lineage: Eukaryota; Fungi; Ascomycota; Eurotiomycetes; Eurotiales; Aspergillaceae. Gene Ontology annotation, molecular function: cysteine-type deubiquitinase activity. Gene Ontology annotation, cellular component: cytoplasm. The coding region runs from base 1 to 822 and encodes 273 amino acids. The transcript has a single exon. Gene Ontology annotation, biological process: protein deubiquitination; ubiquitin-dependent protein catabolic process. The record is from RefSeq and is a predicted model, not a curated record.